Acanthosepion pharaonis is the source of this 807-nucleotide messenger RNA. NCBI's taxonomy places the organism in Eukaryota, Metazoa, Mollusca, Cephalopoda, Sepiida, Sepiidae. The record is from the annotation of a GenBank genome assembly.
AUGUCUAUGCUUCGCAAUGUCUUUGGAGGAUGUGUAUCCGAUAAGAGCACAGAAAAUGUAAAGAACCAAAAACUUAAAUUUGGUGUUCCCCUUUCAGUUGCAUUGAAACAUGGCUACCUACCCCAUCCAUUUGUGGAGCUUCUAGUCUAUAUAGCCAAAGAAGGGGUCGCAACAACUGAUUUAUUUCGAAGGCCGGGCAACCCAAACGACACACGGCGUAUUGUUAAACGUUUACAAGAAGGAAAACCUGUGGUAUUUGCCAAUUACAACUUUUAUACUUUGGCAUCUGUAGUCAAGAAAUUUAUAUUGAAAUUACCUGGUGGAAUUUUUACGCCUGAAGGAGAGGAAUAUUUACUUGAGGUCCUUACCAUGACUCGUCGUUUUGAACAGUGUCAGCGGGUCAAUGAGUUCAUAAAAUCCUUAAGUGUUGGUCACCAACAACUUGUUUCUCUUCUAUUUGGGACGUGGUUUCGGAUUGUUAACCAUUCCGAUGUCAACUCCAUGUCAGUGGAAGCACUGGCUCGCAGUGUCGCUGGCAUACUUGAGAGUUCUAGUAAGUUUGAAGAAAUUUUCUACUCUUAUCCCUCUGUCUCACCUUCCCUUUCUUUUACCUCCCUCCCCCUUCUUUAUCAUUACCCUCUCCACCCCUCCAUUAUUUAUGUCCCCACUUCCCCACCCACCUUUAUUUCCCUCCACACUUCACCAAACCCAUCCACACUUCCCCACCCACCUUUAUUUACAUCCCCUCUUCUCACCCCUCCCCAUUCUGCAUGUGUUGUGGGUGGAAAACAGCUUCUGAAAACUUAA